AUGGAUGCCGCCGGUGCGAGCCGCGGCGAGGGCUCGGAGAGGCGCUACAAGGGCGUGCGGCUCCGGAAAUGGGGCCGGUGGGUGUCGGAGAUCCGCAUGCCCAACAGCCGCGAGAGGAUAUGGCUCGGCUCCUACGAGUCCGCCGAGAAGGCCGCGCUGGCGUUCGACGCGGCCGCCGUCUGCCUCCGCGGCUCCCGCGCCGGCUCGCUCAACUUCCCGGAGUGCCCUCCGGACGUCCAGUACAUCCCCGGCUCGCUGCCGACGCCUGAGCGCAUCCAGGCCGUGGCCGCAAGGCACGCCAACUCUGCGUGUCCGGCUCCGGCGGCCAGGGUAGUGGCGGCGAGCAGUAAUGCUGGGGCGGCGUCGCAGGAAGCGCCGGCCACGGCACGGACGAGCACGAGCGUGGAUGCUACUGGAUGCGACGACAUGCUUGAUUACUGGUCGUUCAUGGACGAGUUGCCCUCGUCGAUGCCAGCGUCGUCGUCGACGUCUGCGGCCAAUGCCGACAUCGUUAUUCCGGCCAUGGAUGAUUUCAUGUACGGUUUCUCGCCACCGCCGCGGCCUGCGGGAGAGGCGGCGGAGGAUGUGAUCGAUGACCAUGGAGAUGACGGUCAUACAUUUUUGUCUGCCCUUUGGAAGUUCUGA
Messenger RNA from Brachypodium distachyon (stiff brome), 645 nucleotides. Its product is annotated as ethylene-responsive transcription factor ERF017. Gene Ontology annotation, molecular function: DNA binding; DNA-binding transcription factor activity. NCBI's taxonomy places the organism in Eukaryota, Viridiplantae, Streptophyta, Magnoliopsida, Poales, Poaceae. Gene Ontology annotation, biological process: regulation of DNA-templated transcription. The record is from RefSeq and is a predicted model, not a curated record. The transcript has a single exon. Bases 1 to 645 code for a protein of 214 amino acids.